GGUUCGGUUGCUUGAUUCGUGUAGUUUGAGCAUGAAGGAGAAGGUUGUAGUCGUGAUUUCGAGAAUCUCAACGGUGGAGAGCAGUAAACACGUGUUGAUAGCUGAAGGGCUGUCUCUACUGAACCACCUCCUUCGUGUGUUGGAAUCAGGAAGUGGUUUCUAAAUCAACAUCAAAGGUUUGAUUAGAGCAAGGUGAAGUUACUCGUUGAAACGGUUUGGAGAGAAGAGUAAUGGAAGAUGUUGAAGUCGAAAGGUAAGAGAAGAACGAAGUUAUGGUUACGACGUUAUCAGUCGCGGAACGAAGUGGGCUAUAAGAUGCAGAACAAACAGGCCAAAAACAAACGAAGCUCAAAACAAAAUAAAUCAAAGAUGACAGAUGACGUGGAUGAUUGUUGCAAUAUUACUGGCUGAUUUUUUCAGCUGACGUGGACGCGCUUAGAGGACUUGAUAUCUUCCUUUUAGUAUUGUGAUUUCAUAUACUUUAUGUCCCUUUAGACUAAUUAUUUUCAAAAUGACAAUAAUGCCCUAAAAUUAUUAAUUUUAAUUUCCUAAUUAUACUUGAAAAAUAAUUUUUAAAUAUUAAAAUACAAUAAAUAAUUAAAGUAAUUUUAAAAUUCUGUAAAAAAAUGAACGUCGUGAUUCUGGAUCGAGCGAGAUCGAUCGAUCCAGUAUUGUCUGGUCGAUCCAGAUCAAUAUGCAGAAAAUUAAAAAAAACGCGGCACAUAUUCUGAUCGACCUGGACCAGUUCAGUCGUUUGUCACAGAUCGAUCCAAUACAGAUCGACCGAUCGCAUAUCCAAAUCGAUCGAUCUAGUGCCCAUGUAAGUCUCCCAAAUCGAUUUUAUGGUUUUCUUUGGUUAAAUCCGGUUUGAUUCCCACUUAAUUUGAACCGACCAAACACUAUUUCAACGGUCUAUAUUCGAUUUCUUUGUGUUCAAACCCAUUAUUUCUCUUGUACUUCACGAACAAAAGGGAGAAACUCAAAGUCCCAAGUUCAUAAACCCUAACUCACUCAAUUUCACUCUGCUUUGGAUGAUUCUUCCGUCCUACCCACACGAUUUCGAAAGCUUUUUUCAAAUCUAUCACCCUCUCGUUCGAUCUGCAAAGGUAUCAAACUCUUUCUCCACUUUUUGAGUUCAAAAAUUGUAAGGUAAAAGGUGAAAUUUUUGAGUUUGUUAUGAUGUUUAGGCUUCAAUCUUGUGUUAAGGUGAUGAUUAGGGACGAUUUCGCACACAGCCCAUGCCUUAAAUCGUAAUUUUAGGAUAGAAUUAUGAAUUUUAGGUUUUGUUUUAAAAAAAAAAAAUCAAAAGACCAGAAAGAAUUGAUACUGUGAGAAUGCUAAUUUUUUUGAUGCUAGUUGUUGAGUUGCAUUAACUGUGACAUUGGUUAUUGAUAGAGUAUUAAGAGACAUUAUUAUACCGAGCUGUGAUAUUGGUUUUUGAUAGCUAAUCGGAUUUAUUAUGUUUAAUUUUCAGGUAUGGAUUUAGAGUUGUCUAGUCGUAUAUACAGUGAGGGCUUAAAACCUCAGGUUAAGAAGAUUAAUAAUAGUUGCCGAGUAGAACUUCUCGAGUUUCUGAAAAAAAAUGAAGCCAUAAUUCGAUGGAGUGAUGGAAGAUCCCCUUUUCUCGCAUAUUAUGGUUAUCAAAAAGAAUAAUCUGAAGUUUUCAGCGAGGCUGGUACACUCUUUCUUGUCUAAGGAGUUGAUGACAAGCAAGAGACAUGAGAAGUGGUUCAUCUUUGCUAGGAGUCCUCUCCGUUUCGGAUUGCAAGAGUAUCAUGCUGUACCAUUGGUCUGAAAGUGAAGCAAGAGAAGAACAGUGGGUUAGUGACAUGGAAAGAUGAUGAUGGUUUUUGGAGCAUGCAGAUAAGGACUAAUGGGAAAAUCAACUUGCAGAACAUUAAAAAAAGUAUUUGGAAGAGAGCAGUAGCCGGACUUGGGUUGAUAGGGUGAGGCUGGUAUAUCUUUGCGUUAUUAUGGGUGUGGUGAUGGGGAGAGAUGAGAAGGUUAAUAUCCCACAUCUGUACAUGAAGUUGGUGAUGGAUUUGGAGAAGCUUCGUAAUUACCCAUGGGGUCUGUACUCAUUCGAUUUUCUGCUGAACCAGAUUGAUAAAACAAGGGAUAAAUUGGAGCAGAAAGAUGAGUACCUCAUGGAAGGAUUCUUGUUUGGUUUCCAGAUUUGGAUAAUGGAAGUUAUUCCUGCUUUAGGAGAGAUUUGUGGCACCAAAGUCAGCGACAAUUUCACAGGUCCUUUGUGUGGUAAUUGGAGAGGAUGUGUAAAUGUUCUUAUGAAGAUAUCAUUGGUGUUGAGACUAUAUUUCCAGAUAAUGUAUGGAACUAUUUUUGUAAUAAAAAUGUUUUGAUUGUCUUGUUUACUUUACUAAUGAUUUGAUUGUUUUGUAGGGAAAUUUGCAUUCAUUCAUGGAAUUCCACAGAGAUGGAGUGGUCCUGUUGGCUACUGAUUUUGCAAGAAAGGAUGAAAAGAAAGAAGAAAGAGCGGAUCACAUUGUGGAUAUGAUCCAAAGAAAACAUGAUUGGAGCAAUCAUGUUUGGGGAGUAAAAAAAGUUACAAGCUCUGAAUUUGAGGAAGCAGACAAAGAGGAAGGAGAGGAUCAAACACCUGGUACUGAAAUUGGCGAGAACAGUCAUGUUGCAGAGAAUGUUGAUGGCACAAUUGAUGUUUCAGGAAGAAACAAGAGAAAGCAUGCGGAUCGAGGAGCAGAGUCAAGGAAGAAGAAGGUGUUGUGCCAACUAGCUGUUUUAUCGAAAGGGAACAUUGACACAAAUAUGAAAAGUUCUUAGAGGAUAUGGUACAAGCUUCUUUUACAACUUUUGACAAGAAAUUCAGUCAACAAUUCUCGGAUAGAAUUGACAAGUUUGAGACAGUGGUAACCGACAGGUUGGGAAAGAUUGAGACUGGGGUUACACAGCUAAGGACAACUUCAGAUAGAACUGAGCAGUUUGAGACAGUUGUAACCGAUAGGUUGGAGAAGAUUGAGGCUGAGGUUACACAACUCAGAACAACUGUACUAACAACUGAAUUGGUGGGGAAGAGUGAUCAACGAAGCGGUCCUAGCAAGAGAAAAAUUGACACUGCUCCUAGCACGAGCAAAAAAGACACAGCUCCAUCAAAGAAAAAGGUAACCACUAAGAGUCAGCGUUAAAAGUUAUUGGAACUUGGAAGUUUGGAACUAGGCGAUGAAAUGUAGGUCUUUGAAACUAGGUUGUUGGAACUUGGAACUAGGCGGUAUCACAUUUUGUAACUGUAAUAUGCUUUGUUUGAACUUGAUGUUUUUGUGUGUGAUAUGUAUUUGGAACUUCACGUUUAUGUAAUGGAUGUAGUUUGAAGUUGACAUUUGUGUGUUUAAUAUGAUUUUGGAACUUGUCGUUUAUGAUAUUCUACUCUUUGAUAUCCUUUAAUGUUUUUCAACAGGUUUGUAAAAAAAAAAGAGUUAAAGACUGAUGAUUUGUGUGCAUUAAAUAUAUUAAAGGCAAAAAUGAUACAAAAUAAAAAUUAGUCUAAAAUGAAUAAUGCUAUCAUUUUUUUGGCAUAAAAAAACAAUUUCCACUAUAAUUUUUACCCUCAUCAUCAUCAUCAUCAUCACAUCUCCUUGUUAGAGAAGUUACGUUUCCCUUUUUUUUCCUUUUUCUUUUUGCUAAAGUUACGUUUCCUUUUUAACACUGUUUCUCCUUCUUGCUUCCACCACAAGACCUCACGUUUCCUUUUUAACGCUAUUUCUCCUUCUUGCUUCCACCACCAGAUCUUGAGUCACGUCGUAGCUGCUAGACCUUCAUCUCCGUGAGACCAUGGCUAGAAAAAGUUCUGGCGUUAUUAAUAUCCCUCUGGAUCUAAUGGUAGAGAUACUCGAGAAACUCCCUACCAAAUCUCUAGCGAGAUUUCGAUGUGUCUCCUAUCAGUGGGAAAGUAUGAUCAAUAAGUUCAUAGUCAUUGACUCGAUCAUGACACGGAGAUUGAAUCAACCACCCCGUGAUCCCCACUUCCUCUUCAAGAGGCAUUGGUUCCAACCACGGCUUGAUCAUAUACCUCAUACCAUCUUAUCGUAUACUUAUCUUUAUCAUCAAGUUACAGACGAACAACAACUCUAUCACGAGGAGAUCAUUGAAAAAGAAGAAGGCUAUCUGAUGGGCUUUCAGUAUGCACGUGGUUUGAUUGGGUUUUGCUGUUCACGUAAUGAUCAGUUCAGAAUACAUAACCUUACAACAAGGCAAUCUCUUUUCUUACCCGUUACACGUUUACCCGGAAGCUUGUUUUACUUAUUCGGGUACGACACUUUCAAGAAUCAAUACAAAGUCUUGUGUCAAACACAAAACCAACAUGGCAUGCCUUGGAAGCUUUUCAUAUUGGGAGAUGUCUCAAAAGAGUGGGACAUCCAAUGCAGUAUUGGAGUUCACUUCCUUUUCGAACAAGCAAUUUGCAUCAACGGGGAAAUCUAUUACAUAGCAAGGAACGCAAACUGUACUCAUGUUUUGGUGAGUUUCGAUGUUAGGCAUGAGAAAUUUAGUUAUGUUCAGACUCCGGGAAAUCUUUUGGCUUAUCAUCACCAUGAAGAUUUGACUAUUGUAAACUACCAUGGGAAGUUAGGGUGCAUAUGUCGAAACAAAGUCGAUGUGGAUAUGUGGGUUAUGCAGGACGCUAAGAAACAAGAGUGGUCGAAGAUUACAUUCUUAGACAUGCUUCAAAGUUUACCAAAAUUGAAUACCAGAUUUGCGGGUGUCGCUAAUCCUGGAGGCGAAAUCGUUAUAGUCCAUCAACCUCAUCUCAUCAUUGAGUUGGCACUAAAUGUUUAUUAUUAUGAUACGAAACAAAAUGGUCUUAGAAGAUCUGAAAUCCAAACUACAAGCCCUAGUGAUCUAGUUUCAAUCAGGGCUGUCAUGGAUCAUGUUGAGAACAUCAUGCGUUUGAAAUUCUCUGCAUUAGUUAAGAGUUUUGGAAUACUAGAUAUUUUUUAA
Brassica napus (rape) is the source of this 4968-nucleotide messenger RNA. Its product is annotated as putative F-box protein At1g32420. The transcript is spliced from 2 exons. The record is from RefSeq and is a predicted model, not a curated record. The coding region runs from base 3805 to 4968 and encodes 387 amino acids. Lineage: Eukaryota; Viridiplantae; Streptophyta; Magnoliopsida; Brassicales; Brassicaceae. Gene Ontology annotation, molecular function: protein binding.